Drosophila obscura is the source of this 1710-nucleotide messenger RNA. RefSeq names its product toll-like receptor 1. The record is from RefSeq and is a predicted model, not a curated record. Gene Ontology annotation, biological process: immune response; toll-like receptor signaling pathway; inflammatory response. Gene Ontology annotation, cellular component: membrane. NCBI's taxonomy places the organism in Eukaryota, Metazoa, Arthropoda, Insecta, Diptera, Drosophilidae. Gene Ontology annotation, molecular function: protein binding; transmembrane signaling receptor activity.
CAGAAGGAGGCCUUUAGGAACAUCACCAAAUUGAAGAGGCUCUUCAUGUCCGACAAUAAAAUCAUGACUAUUCAACAGGAUACGUCCUAUUAUAUUCAGAGUGUGCAGUAUUUGGAUAUUUCCUUCACCAACGUACUCACGUAUAGUUACCAAAUAUCUAUGCCUACACUUGAAAUGGCCAUGAGCCUUAUAUACGGCCUAAAGAUACAGCAGAACGCAUUCAAACUGCUGCCGGAAUUGGUCUACCUGGAUGUUUCCCACUCGAAAAUGACCCGCAACAGUGCCGUGGCCUUCGCACAUUUGGGGCCCAAGCUUAAGUUCCUAAGCUUGUGCUACACGGCCAUUCCUAUGGUGAGCAGCGCGAUUUUCAAAAACACCGUCCUCGAAGGCCUCGAUUUGUCGGGAAACCCCUUCGUGUCGAACAACAUCCUAGAUGAUGCAUUCGAUGGGAUUGGCAGUACGUUGAAGUACCUGUAUUUUGAGCACUCCAACCUCAAGGAUAUGGAGUGGUCCAGGCCCCUGAAGAACGUUCAAAUCCUGGGCUUGGCGGGUAACAGCAUAAACCUGCAGAGCUUGGAAAUCCUCGAUUUAAGCUCUAACCACGUUGGUAAUUGGUAUAAGAGCGCUUUCGACAAUAACUCCGAGCUACGUGUGCUGAAUCUUCGCAGUAAUAACAUCAAUGUCCUGACCAAUGAGAUGCUCAAGGACUUUGAACGCCUGGAGUACCUGAGUCUCGGCGACAACAACUUCAUUUGCCACUGCCACCUGAGGGAAGUGGUCGAGGUGGCGGCGGGCAGCAACAAGGAAGCCGACUGCUCGUACAACCUGCUCAACAUAAGCCCCACAAGUUCGAUGAGCAUCCAAAAACUGCUGGGUACCGCGGAACCUCUAAAUAUAAAUCGAAAGCUCUGGCAGAGCCGAUUCCUGCCACAUUUGAAUAAGAGCUACAACAAUAUAAAGGACUAUAAGCGCGUGAACAAGAUUUUCAAAUUGCGAUUCUUGGCUGGCGAGUAUAGUGCCUCCAGAUGUCCUGCCUCGACACCCUACCAGUUGUCUGAGCUAAGCAACGAACUGCUGACCCUAAAAUUUCAGCUGCUUGACUAUGAUGCGACGCAAUACUGGUGCUUCAAUGACACCGAUCAAGUGCAGGUGGAGGAGCUGAACUGUCAGGUUCGGUCCAUGAGUGAGAUCACGACGGACUUGCACAACCUUACGACGGUUAUCGCGGUGCUCGGCAGCAUCCUUGGCCUGUGCAUCUGUGGCUUCAUUAUCUAUCUAAAGCGCUGGCAUAUACACUACUACUACUCGUCGCUAAAGUCCGCAGCCCUCCUUUCCAGCGCAUCGAAAGAGUCGGUGGACAGCUUUACGCAUUUGUCCCAACGUGAUCCCAGCACUGUCUACGAUAUCUUCAUUAGCUACUGCCAAAACGACCGUACGUGGGUGUUGAAUGAACUGCUGCCCAAUGUCGAGGAAGCAGGAGAUAUUUCCAUAUGUCUGCAUGAACGAGACUUUCAGAUCGGAGUGACUAUACUGGACAACAUUAUCUCAUGCAUGGAUCGAUCGCACUCAUUGAUGCUGAUCAUAUCCUCCAAGUUUCUACUGAGCCACUGGUGUCAAUUCGAAAUGUAUUUGGCCCAGCAUCGCAUCUUUGAGGUCAGUAAAGAACAUUUGAUCCUCGUAUUCUUGGAGGAUAUACCUGAUAAAAUAUAG